GCCGCGGCCCGCGCCUGCACCGGCCGCAGGUGACAGGUCUGUCCGCUCAUUCUGAAGAGAUGACGGACCCCUUCUGCAUUGGAGGUGGCCGUCGGCUCCAGGGGUCCAACAGGAGUGGACCCGGGAAGGAUGGUGGCCGGAAGGAAGUCCGACUUCCUAUGCUGCAUGACCCACCGAAGCUGGGGAUUCCAGUGGUCCGCAGUGGACAGACAGUGCCUGGCCAAGCUCCGCUCUGCUUCGACCACACGAGUCCAGCCAGCGACAAGAUGGAAGGGAAGAAAAAGGGGCGUCCAAAAGCUGAGAAUCAGGCUCUCCGAGACAUUCCUCUCUCCCUGAUGAACCAGUGGAAAGAUGAAUUCAAGGCACACUCGAGAGUGAAGUGUCCAAACUCAGGGUGCUGGCUGGAGUUCCCCAGCAUCUAUGGGCUCAAGUACCAUUACCAGCGGUGCCAAGGGGUAAGGGACUGGGGAUUGGGGAGCAAGAGGCCAGGGUGUGUGUCUGGGCAGAGGCCCUCGGGGCCCCGGCCCACACCUGCCCUCCCUGCCCAGGGCGCCAUCUCAGACAGGCUGGCCUUCCCCUGCCCCUUCUGCGAGGCCGCGUUCACCUCCAAGACCCAGCUGGAGAAGCACCGGAUUUGGAACCACAUGGACCGACCCCUGCCUGCCCCCAAACCUGGGCCAGUCAGCCGGCCGGUCACCGUCAGCCGGCCUGUUGGGGUCAGCAAGCCCAUUGGCGUGAGCAAGCCCGUCACCAUUGGCAAACCCGUGGGUGUCAGCAAACCCAUCGGCAUCAGCAAGCCCGUCACGGCCAGCAGGCCUGUACCAGUCACCAAGCCCGUCACAGUCAGCAGGCCCAUCCCGGUCACCAAGGCCAUGCCAGUCACUAGGCCCGUGCCAGUCACCAAACCCGUACCAGUCACCAAACCCGUACCAGUCACCAAGCCCAUACCAGUCACCAAGUCUGUGCCGGUCACCAAACCCGUGCCGGUCACCAAGUCCGUGCCAGUCACCAAAUCCAUUCCGGUCACAAAACUUGUGACAGUCACGAAACCUGUGCCGGUCACCAAGCCAGUGACGGUCAGCAGGCCCAUUGUGGUCACCAAGCCAGUGACAGUCAGCAGGCCAAUUGCCAUCAGCAGACACACACCACCGUGCAAAAUGGUGCUGCUGACCAGGUCUGAAAACAAAGCACCUCGGACCACAGGGAGGAACAGUGGUAAGAAAAGGGCUGCGGACAACCUGGACACCUGCCCCAUCCCACCCAAGCUGGCAAGGCCAGAGAACGGGGAGUAUGGCCCGUCCACCAUGGGCCAGAGCUCGGCCUUCCAGCUGAGCGCAGACUCCAGCAGCGGCUCCUCGUUGCUGGGCAGCAGGCCCUCAGGGGGCAAGGAGAUACUGCGGGCGGCAGGCUCCGCGUCCCUGCCGGAGGAGGACCCGGAGCGCACAAGGCACAGAAGGAAACAGAAAACACCCAAGAAGUUUACAGGGGAGCAGCCAUCCAUUUCAGGGACUUUUGGGCUCAAAGGCCUGGUCAAAGCCGAGGACAAGGCCCGAGUCCACCGCUCCAAGAAGCAGGAGGGGCUCAGCCCUGAGGACACGCGGAAGAAAGUUCCAGCCCCCAUCACUGUCAGCAAGGAGCCACCAGCCCCCACGGCCCACCCAGCCCCAGGUGGCCCUGAGGAGCAGUGGCAGCGGGCCAUCCACGAGCGAGGGGAGGCCGUGUGCCCCACGUGCAGCGUGGUCACCCGGAAGACCCUCGUGGGACUGAAGAAGCACAUGGAGGUGUGUCAGAAGCUGCAGGACGCGCUCAAGUGCCAGCACUGCCGGAAGCAGUUCAAGUCCAAAGCGGGUCUCAACUACCACACCAUGGCCGAGCACAGCGCCAAGCCCUCCGACGCCGAGGCCUCCGAGGGGGGUGAGCAGGAGGAGCGAGAGCGGCUGCGCAAGGUGCUGAAGCAGAUGGGACGGCUGCGCUGCCCCCAGGAGGGCUGCGGGGCCGCCUUCUCCAGCCUCAUGGGCUACCAGUACCACCAGCGGCGCUGCGGGAAGCCGCCCUGCGAGCUGGACAGCCCCUCCUUCCCCUGCGCCCACUGCGGCAAGACGUACCGCUCCAAGGCCGGCCACGACUACCACAUGCGCUCGGAGCACACAGCUCCGCCCCCCGAGGAGCCCACAAACAAGCCCCCCGAGGCGGAGGAUCUGCUGGGUGUGGAGCGGACCCCGAGUGGUCGCAUCCGCCGCACGUCGGCCCAGGUCGCCGUGUUCCACCUGCAGGAGAUCGCAGAGGACGAGCUGGCCCGAGACUGGACCAAGCGGCGCAUGAAGGACGACCUCGUGCCCGAGACCGCCAGGCUCAACUACACGCGGCCGGGGCUCCCCACGCUGAACCCCCAGCUGCUGGAGGCGUGGAAGAGCGAGGUGAAGGAGAAGGGCCACGUCAACUGCCCCAACAACUGCUGUGAAGCCAUCUACUCCAGCGUGUCCGGACUCAAGGCCCAUCUCGCCAGCUGCAGCAAGGGGGACCACCUGGUGGGGAAGUACCGCUGCCUGCUAUGCCCGAAGGAGUUCAGCUCCGAGAGUGGCGUCAAAUACCACAUCCUCAAGACCCACGCGGAGAACUGGUUCCGUACCUCAGCAGACCCACCUCCCAAACACAGGAGCCAGGACUCGGUGGUGCCCAAGAAGGAGAAGAAGAAGAACCUGGCGGGCGGCAAGAAGCGGGGCCGCAAGCCCAAGGAGCGGCCCCCAGAGGAGCCGGUGCCCAAGCUGCCCCCCCGCCGGGACGACUGGCCCCUGGGAUGCAGAGACAAGGGGGCCCGGGGCGCUGCUGGCCGGAAGGGGGGAGCUGGCAAAGCACCUGAAAAGUGAGCUUGGCGGGUGGGGCCCGGCCUCCGCCCGGCCGCCAUGCCCCACUCUGCCCAGGGUGGGGGCAGCUGGCUCCAGGACCUGCUGUCCUCCAGUUCUCCAUCCCUACCCUGCCCUCUCAUCCGUCCAGUGGGGCGGCCAGCCACUCUCCCCUCCCUGCAGGUGGCCCUCACCCUGCUCAGGGCACACCUGGGUUGGGACCCCCGGGGCCGGAGCAGAAGUGCAAUAGCCGGAAGGUCAGCCCUCCCUGGGAGAACACGUCAGGGCCACGGCGUGGAGCAGGCACGUGGCCUUCAGGCCCCCGUGUCUGCUUCCUCAGGCCCUGCUGGAUCCCACCUUGGCGUCCCUGGUGACUCCUGGCUCUGGGCUGGUGAGGGCACCUGCACAGCCCUGGCAGCCACCCUCUGGGCCUCGCCUCCACCCAACACUGGAAUCUGGUACCCAGCUACCUCCCAGGACAGACCCCCACCCAGCCACGGCCGUGCUGACCUGACAGGCGCCUGCCCUCCCUGGUCCACCACCUCUGGUUCCUCUGCUUCUGUUUUCUACCUCUCCAGGCCUGUGCCCUGCCCCACCCUUCAUCUGUCGUGUCACCCUGCUCUGCCGUGCCCAGCCCCUCAGGCCUGUGUCUGCAGUGUUCCCUGCUCGGGGCAGGGGAGGGAUGCUGCUUCUCCCACCUGCAGAGUGGCAGGAGCAGCGGCGUGAGGCUCCUGGACACGGCUGCCAGCCCUGGGGGCGAGGGGCCCCCUUUGUGUGCUCUGCCUCCCACCUUCAGCUUCUGGACGUGGGUGACCUGGGCCGGGGCAGCCUGAUGGUGCAGACGGACUAGUCUGGGUUCUGGGGCCCGUGGGGAGGACACUGAGUACAAGCAGCCUGGCUCUGAGUGGCCACUGGGGGAAGGCAGCCUUCCUUCUGCCAAUGUGGGUUGGCCCCAUGGCCACAUUCCCGUGGGAACCCCUUCCCCCCCAUUUCUACCUGCUCCUUCAUUUCUGGUUGUGUUUCAUUUGGUGCAGGAGCCAGCCAGGGGAGGGCCCUUGGCCAAGGUCACAGUAGGUUGGUGGCACUCCAGGGCUGUCUUUGCUCCUUGUGGGGCCCCCAGUUUGGUGGGGUCUGCAGGUUGGGCAUUGGGUGGUCAGGGAGUCCAGGGAGCCUGGAGGAGGUGACCACACAGCCUCUGGCUUCCUCCUGGGCCUCCACCUUCCAACUGCAGCGUUGUGGGGAGGGGUGGGCUUGGACGGAGGCCGUUUUCCAGGGGGUGGGCUGAGGGCUCAUCCUUGCUGAUCCUGGAUGAUGUGAAUUUUGAUAUUUGCCCGUGUGCGUGUGUCUCCUGGGUGUAGUGGAUGCCAGUCUUGUUGCUGUGACAAGUAACAACCUUUUUUUAAAUUCUGUUUUUUAUACAAAAA
This is a messenger RNA of Propithecus coquereli (Coquerel's sifaka), 4267 nucleotides long. It is a transcript of the gene ZNF512B, whose product is annotated as zinc finger protein 512B. Bases 60 to 2867 code for a protein of 935 amino acids. NCBI's taxonomy places the organism in Eukaryota, Metazoa, Chordata, Mammalia, Primates, Indriidae. The transcript has 16 exons. The record is from RefSeq and is a predicted model, not a curated record. Gene Ontology annotation, molecular function: zinc ion binding.